UCGCGCGUUCCAAAAUGGAAGAGAAGGCGAGAGCGGACCAACGCCACUAAUUCACCACACAACCGCAAGGCGACUUCUGAGCAAUUCGGGGAAAGAAAUCAGGAAAAUUCUUUUUCACGCUUGUUUGCUGACGUGGCAACGGGAAAAACAUCCAUGGGGAUCAAGUGGACGAUGACGUCAUCAAGUAGUCUUGUUCGGCAGUGGUCAUUGUGCGUUCUUCUCCUUCUCUCAAGCGAUGGCUAUGGCGGCUAUGAAGGAAGCCAGGGUGCCGUCGUUAGAUUGGCGUUCGCACAGCUGUCACCUCCACCAGAUGCCACGUCAUCCUCCUCAUCAAUACCUAUAGUCCCAGCCUUACCGUCCGAAGGGGAAGGGGAACCCAGUCCCGAGCCUAAUCCAUUAUCCGAGGGCUCUGCAUCUUCCACUUCUGUCGAGUCAGCAGUCGCUUCUCUUCCCCCAUCCCCUUCCGCCGGUGUCCCGACCCCAGCGGAAGGCGGCGCAAGCACCGCCUCCGCUCAGUCUUCCGAACCCAAUCCCGAUCCCAAUCCAUUAUCCGAGGGCUCUGCAUCUUCCCCUUCUCUGGAGCCAGCAGGCGAUUCGCUUCCCCCCACGGCGAUACCAGUGGAAGGAGACUCAAGUGUCGCCUCCGCUGAGCCUUCUGAACCUGUUCCCGAAUCCGUCCCGAUUCCUGUCAAAGUCCCCGAAUCCGUCCCGAUCGCUGUCAACGUCCCCGAAUCCGUCCCGAUGCCUGUCAACGCCAGCGAGGCUUCCACCCCCCCCACCCUCACCGCUGACGCCACUUCGCCGGCUGAGAGUGAAUCCCCGCCGUUGAUUGCCUCCUCAUCACCACUGUCUCCGUCAAACCUAUCAGAGCCAUCUGCGCCGUCGACGUCCCUGAGCACUCCUCUGGCCCCCUCCUCCCUCUCCCAACCUCCAUCCGCCCCAGCGGAAACGGUCGCAAUCAACGACUCCGCUCUGCCUUCCGCAGCUGUCCCCGAAUCUGUCCCCAUCGUAGCCAUCAAUAGCAGUACUCCCCCCUCCGACAAUCUAUCCCCGACCCCCUCCUCUCUCUCCCAACCUCCAUCCCCCCCAGCGGAAGCGGUCGCAAUCAACGGCUCCGCUCUGCCUUCCACAGCUGUCCCCGAAGCCGUCCCCAUCAUAGCCAUCAAUAGCAGUACUCCCCCCCCCUCCGACAAUCAAUCCCCGAUCGUGAUCGUCUCCUCAUCACCCUCGUCACCGUCGAACUUAUCAGAGCCAUCUGCGCCGGCGAUGGAGGUCAGCUCUCCUCAGCCUCAGCCUGAGGCUCCCCCACUUUCUCCAUCCCCUCUUGCUGUUGGCGUCAACAUCGGAUUCGGCCAGAGUUCACAGCCAAUCAACGCGAGCGAGAUGAUGGGCAUCUUGCAAGAGGUCAACGCGAGUUCUGUCAAGCUGUUCGGUGAUUACAGCGACACUCCAGAGGUGGACGCGUUCAUGACUGCACUUGCAGGGACGGGAAUCGACGUGGUGAUUUCCACGUCGAUGGAACAAAUACUGAUCUUCGCUGAGAACGUCAACAAUGAAACGGAGGCAUUCGUUCAGUCGAAGAUCGUCAGCCGUCCAUAUGUCAAGAUCUCCGCCAUCGCGGAUCCAUCUUAGUGAGAUACCCCUCUCUUUUUCUAGGCUACCAGGGCUGAGGGCCCACUAGCAAUGAGCCUUGGAUUCAGAACCGGAAUC
This is a messenger RNA of Chara braunii, 1710 nucleotides long. NCBI's taxonomy places the organism in Eukaryota, Viridiplantae, Streptophyta, Charophyceae, Charales, Characeae. The record is from the annotation of a GenBank genome assembly.